This is a messenger RNA of Quercus lobata, 2099 nucleotides long. Its product is annotated as histone deacetylase 19. Gene Ontology annotation, molecular function: histone deacetylase activity. Gene Ontology annotation, cellular component: nucleus. Lineage: Eukaryota; Viridiplantae; Streptophyta; Magnoliopsida; Fagales; Fagaceae. The coding region runs from base 366 to 1847 and encodes 493 amino acids. The transcript is spliced from 7 exons. The record is from RefSeq and is a predicted model, not a curated record. Gene Ontology annotation, biological process: epigenetic regulation of gene expression.
CGGGCGGUUGAAGAGAAAGCCGGUAAUGAGCGGGUCAAAGCCCUAAGAAAGAAGAGCAGUUUAGGAGGAGGCAGGAGUAGGAGGGGGCGAUGUGUAGAGUUAAGAUUGGUGAUUGAUUUGUUAAAGGAAGGAAGAGCCUGAGCUACUACAUCUACAUUACAUUACAUUUACGAAUUUUCUCUCUCUCUCUCAUUUCUAAAUUUCUUAUUAUUUGCUACUACAUACACCAAACCAAGGCGUGCGCGCUUGCCUCGCAGCUAUCCUACAAUUCUUUCUUUCUUUCUUUCUUUCAGAUUCUGAUUCUUAUUAUAGACAUCGUAGUAGAGAAAAGGAAAAACAAAAUCUUUGUUUUGGUGGAAUAAGAAAUGGAUAGUGGAGCGGGAGGAGGAGGCAAUUCCCUACCAUCGGGACCAGAUGGUGUGAAGAGAAAAGUGUGUUAUUUCUACGACCCUGAGGUGGGGAAUUACUAUUAUGGCCAGGGUCAUCCUAUGAAGCCUCAUCGUAUCAGAAUGACCCAUGCUCUUCUUGCCCACUAUGGUUUGCUUCAGAACAUGCAGGUUCUCAAGCCCUUUCCUGCCAGGGAUCGUGAUCUCUGCCGCUUUCAUGCCGAUGAUUAUGUUUCUUUCCUUCGGAGUAUUACUCCUGAAACCCAGCAGGAUCAGCUCCGCCAACUCAAGCGCUUCAAUGUUGGUGAAGAUUGCCCCGUUUUCGAUGGUCUCUACUCCUUCUGUCAAACUUAUGCUGGUGGUUCCGUUGGUGGUGCUGUCAAGUUAAGUCAUGGUCAUUGUGAUAUUGCUAUCAACUGGGCCGGUGGCUUGCAUCAUGCUAAGAAGUGUGAGGCUUCUGGUUUUUGUUAUGUCAAUGAUAUUGUCCUUGCUAUUUUGGAGCUUCUUAAACAGCACGAGCGUGUUUUAUAUGUGGAUAUUGAUAUUCACCAUGGAGAUGGUGUGGAGGAGGCAUUUUACACAACUGAUAGGGUCAUGACCGUUUCAUUCCACAAAUUUGGAGAUUAUUUUCCUGGUACAGGUGACAUACGUGACUUUGGAUAUGGAAAGGGGAAAUACUACUCCCUUAAUGUUCCACUUGAUGACGGGAUUGAUGAUGAGAGCUAUCAUUUCUUGUUCAAACCAAUCAUUGGUAAGGUGAUGGAAAUUUUUAGGCCUGGUGCUGUAGUUCUACAGUGUGGUGCUGACUCUUUGUCUGGAGAUAGAUUAGGAUGCUUCAAUCUCUCUAUCAAAGGUCAUGCAGAGUGUGUAAGAUUUAUGAGAUCAUUCAAUGUGCCACUGUUGCUUCUGGGUGGUGGUGGUUAUACCAUUCGGAAUGUUGCUCGCUGCUGGUGCUAUGAGACAGGGGUUGCACUUGGAGUUGAAGUUGAUGACAAGAUGCCACAGCAUGAGUAUUAUGAGUAUUUUGGUCCAGAUUAUACCCUUCAUGUUGCCCCAAGUAACAUGGAAAAUAAAAAUUCGCGGCAAUUGUUGGAUGAAAUACGGGCUAAACUUCUUGAUUAUCUCUCAAAGCUUCAGCAUGCUCCCAGUGUCCAAUUUCAGGAAAGGCCUCCUGAUUCUGAACUUCCAGAGGCAGAUGAAGAUGAAGAUGAAGAUGACGAUGAUAGAGAUGGGACAUGGGAAGUAGAUUUUGACAAGUUACCAAGUAGAGUAAAGAGAGAAAUGGUUGAACCAGAACUCAAAGAUCUGGAGGGCCAAAAAGCAAAUGCAGAGAAUGCCAGAGGCUUCAAUACAGCAGCAGAAGAGACUAUAUGUGCAAAGGCUUUAGAUGUGGAUUCUUUUUCAGUUGAUGAGCCUAGUGUGAAAGUUGAACAAGAGAAUGUGAAUAAGCCAGUUGAUUAGAUGUACCUUAAGUCGCAUUCACAAAGGCAGCUGAUUAGAUGUACCUUAAGUUGCAUUCACAAAAAUCACACUAAUUGUUUGUUGAUCUUUGUCUAGGUUCAUGUAUCUGUGCAGUCGCAUAUCUUCAAUUGUAUUUCGUAUUUAUUGGUAUUCUGUCACAUACUAGAACUACAUGUAGUAUUGAUGGAUCUAAAGCAGCUCUCUCUCUCUCUCUUCUUUCCUGGUUGAAACCUUUAAAUUUUCUACUUCUAA